CUCCCCCCUCCUUCAAAUUUUCUCUCUUUCUCUCUCUUCACCUAUCCCUCUGUUUCUCAAAAGUUACUUCCAUGGAAGCAUUCAACACAAAAGCAGAGAAACAGAGCACCAUGAAAACACACAAUAUCUUCACCAGCAUUGCAAAGACGCUCCGCCUUCUCGAGUUAUGCUUAGUUCUCCUCUUCCUCCUAUGGACCCUCACUCACCUCCCUUUCUUCCUCCGUAUCUCCUUCGACUUCCUCCAAAGUCCUAUCUUCAUCUUCGCUCUCUCCAACGCCAUCAUCGCCGCUCUCUUCGCUCAGUCCGACCUCCGCUUCUCCUCCUCUGCCUCCGAUUUCGCAUCUAUAGUGGAGGAACGGUUAGAGUGUCAGAUCAAGCAGAUUAAUGACAAGUGUAUGGUCGAUGUGAAUUCAUGCUCUGCUGUAACAGAUUCUGGUAAUUUGCAAGUUUGUAGUCCUUUGCCGGAGACUAUGAACGGAGAGGGAGAGAAUGAGAAACUCCGGCGAUCGGAAACAUCGGAAACGGAGAAAGUGCGGGAGAUUUUGUAUCCGCAGGAUAAGUUGAGUAAUGAGGAGUUUCAACGUACGAUAGAAGCUUUCAUUGCAAAGCAAAUGAGGUUUCUAAGGGAAGAUUCAUGUUAAUUGACAUUGAAAUUUAAAUAAUAAGAAAGGAAAUUAGGCUUUGAAAUUAAAAUUACUGUUUCUUUUAAGCUUGUACU
Messenger RNA from Trifolium pratense (red clover), 718 nucleotides. RefSeq lists its product as uncharacterized. The record is from RefSeq and is a predicted model, not a curated record. Lineage: Eukaryota; Viridiplantae; Streptophyta; Magnoliopsida; Fabales; Fabaceae. The transcript has a single exon. Bases 72 to 641 code for a protein of 189 amino acids.